Molecule: messenger RNA, 531 nt
Organism: Closterium sp. Naga37s-1
Lineage: Eukaryota; Viridiplantae; Streptophyta; Zygnematophyceae; Desmidiales; Closteriaceae
Source: the annotation of a GenBank genome assembly
AUGGUGGCGGACGAGGGCGAGUGCUAUGCACGCGAGAAGGAGAGCGCGGUGGUGGACGACAUGGUCAAGCUCGCCUACCUUCACGAGCCUUGCGUGAUGCACAACCUCAUGCAGCGCUACCAGCGCAACCUCAUCUACACGUACACGGGCAGCAUCCUCACAGCAGCCAACCCCUUCAUGCGCCUGCCAGACAUCUAUGAUCGGGACAUGCGGGAUGCCUAUCGGGGCAAGCCGCUGGGCGAGCUCAGCCCCUACGUGUUUGCCAUUGCUGACAAUGCUUACAGGUGGGGUUGGAGGGGUGGUGGGGCGGGGGGAGUGGGUUGGGGGGUGGGGAGGGAGUGUGGUGCGAGAGCGAUGCGCGAGGAGCGGUGCAGCCAAUCGACUUUGAUCAGCGGGGAGAGCGGGGCGGGCAAGACAGAGACAACAAUGGUGGUGAUGGAAUACCUGGCGUCCGUGGGGGGGCAGGCUGAGAGCGAGGGGGAGCGCAGCAUUGAAAGCCAAGUGCUGGAGGUGAUGGAAAAAACAGGCUGA